This is a messenger RNA of Prunus mume (Japanese apricot), 1162 nucleotides long. It is a transcript of the gene LZF1, whose product is annotated as light-regulated zinc finger protein 1. The record is from RefSeq and is a predicted model, not a curated record. Gene Ontology annotation, cellular component: nucleus. Gene Ontology annotation, biological process: regulation of DNA-templated transcription; photomorphogenesis. Lineage: Eukaryota; Viridiplantae; Streptophyta; Magnoliopsida; Rosales; Rosaceae. Gene Ontology annotation, molecular function: zinc ion binding.
UCCUCCUCCGACUGUAGAGAUAGAAGAAACCCGAGAAGAGAUUUUUGAAGGGUUUAGAGAGAGAGAAAGAGAUGAAGAUACAGUGCAACGUGUGCGAGGCAGCUGAGGCCAACGUACUAUGCUGUGCAGACGAGGCAGCUCUGUGCUGGGCUUGUGAUGAGAAGGUUCACAAAGCAAACAAGCUCGCAAGCAAGCACCAGAGGGUUCCUCUGUCUGCAUCUCACAUGCCCAAAUGCGAUAUCUGCCAGGAGGCAAUUGGGUAUUUUUUCUGUUUAGAAGAUCGAGCUUUGCUCUGUAGAACAUGUGAUGUUGCUAUACACGCUGCUAAUAGCUUGGUGUCAGCUCACCGGAGGUUUUUGCUCACCGGAAUCAGAGUUGGCCCUGAGCCAACUGAGCCUGAUUCUGGAGGUGGUGGUGGUGGUGGUGGUGUUGGUGUUGGUGUUGGUGCCUCUUCUUCUUCUGUCAAGUCACGUUCUGGGUCUGGGUCUGGGUCGAGAUGCGAUACGCCCAAUCCAAUGCCUGUGGAGUGCAAGGUAGCACCGGCCGGUGUUGAUGUGAUGCCUUUUGCUGGGGGUUCUUCAGCUGGGACUGUUCCUCAGUGGCAUAUAGAUGAGUUUCUGGGACUCUCUGAUUUUGAUCAGAGUUUUAGCUACAUUGAAAAUGGAUCUUCCAAGGCUGACUGCGGUAAACUUGGGGAGUAUGACUCACCAGGUUUAAAAUCAUCUGAGGAGGAACUGGAAGAUUAUGAGUGCAUAGGUGAGGUGCCAGAGACCUCUUGGAUGGUACCCCAGGUACCUUCCCCACCUACAGCCUCAGGACUCUACUGGCCUAGAAGUUCUCAGAUUUCAUCUGAUUUUGCAGUUUUUGUUCCAGACAUUUGCCACUCACAAAUGCAAAACCCUCUUUAUUCUCAACAUAACGGUACCGUCUCAAAACGUCGUAGGCAAUUCUAGUCCUUGCUACAAAAGUUACCAUAUGUUGGAUUUGUUUGACUGUGCUUAUAAUAUCAUUUUGUGUACCGUUCUGUCUUCUCUAGAGUAAGUGUAAGAUUAUGCUAUGGUAUCUGUUGAAAGUAGAUUUGUCUUACUUACCACUUUCCAUGUAGUGUCUGUAAACAUCUUUUCACAAAAUAAAAAUAAAUUAGUUGUAUUUGGUUACUGCA